Messenger RNA from Elgaria multicarinata webbii, 986 nucleotides. RefSeq names its product monocyte to macrophage differentiation associated 2 (gene MMD2). NCBI's taxonomy places the organism in Eukaryota, Metazoa, Chordata, Lepidosauria, Squamata, Anguidae. The transcript has 9 exons. The record is from RefSeq and is a predicted model, not a curated record. Gene Ontology annotation, cellular component: membrane.
AUGGCGGAGGCAGGAGAGAUGCUCCAGAUCCUUGAUCCUUUUGGUUACCCUUCUCUGCAUCUUCCUCCGCUCUGCAAUACCCUCUUUGAACGGGAGAAAAAGGAUGGUGUGAAUGGGACAUCGUUUUCUGAGGCCUACUUCAUGGGCCUGCGGUGUAGUUUCAUGACAUGUGUUUUCCGUCGGCUUACGUUUAUGAACCACAGAGUUCCGCCCAACCGGAGGUACCAGCCGACAGAGUACGAACACGCUGCUAACUGUGCCACCCACGCUUUCUGGAUUAUUCCAAGCAUCCUGGGCAGUUCCAUCCUUCAUAUCCUCUCUGACAACCAAUGGGAGACCAUCUCUGCAUGGAUCUACGGCUUUGGGCUGUCUGGACUGUUUAUUGUCUCCACCAUAUUCCACACCAUUUCUUGGAAGAAGAGGCAUUUAAGGACUGUAGAACAUUGCCUACACAUGUUUGACAGGAUGGUAAUCUACUUCUUCAUAGCAGCAUCCUAUGCCCCUUGGCUGAACCUGCGGGAAUUGGGCCCAUGGGCUUCCCACAUGCGCUGGAUCGUUUGGAUCAUGGCCUCCGUCGGGACCGUCUAUGUUUUCUUUUUCCACGAACGGUGAGGCUCCUGCCUCGGUGGUACGUUAGGGUUAUGCUGCUUCUCAAAUCACAUUGCCUUUCUUUCCUCCAGGUACAAGCUGGUGGAACUGGUGUGCUACGUGAUCAUGGGCUUCUUUCCUGCCGUGGUCAUUCUUUCCAUGCCCAACACAGAUGGCCUCUCAGAGCUGGUUGCCGGUGGUUUUUUCUACUGCCUGGGCACCGUCUUCUUCAAGAGUGAUGGACGCAUCCCCUUCGCUCACGCCAUCUGGCACCUCUUUGUGGCGCUUGGAGCCGCUACCCAUUAUUAUGCCAUUUGGAGGUACCUCUAUCGGCCGGACACUGUUGAGGCUAAAACCUCCAGGUAGACAGUUGCCUUAAGGAUUCAGAGACACGGAGA